GUUGUGGUCUUUUUCAUAGCAAUUAAUGGAGCGAGUUCUUCGUAUGAAGGGUGGUGUGGGAGAAACAAGCUAUGUAAAUAACUCAUUAAUUCCGAAAAAAGCAAUAAUGAAGGUGAAAACUUUACUUGAUGAGAACUUGAAAAUGAUGAUAUCGGACACAACUUUUAAUAGUUGUUGGAAAGUAGUCGAUUUAGGUUGUUCUUCAGGACCAAAUGCACUUUUGGUUGUCUCAAAUAUCAUGAAAGUCAUUGAUAAAAUUAGCUUAAGCUUAAACCAUGAGCUACCAGCAUUCCAAAUUUACCUCAAUGAUCUAUAUGAAAAUGAUUUCAAUACCAUCUUGAAGUUACUACCUGAUUUCCACCAAAGCAUACAACAAGAAAGAGGAGAGAAUCAUGGACCAUGCUUCAUAAAUGCAACACCAGGGAGCUUCUAUGGAAGACUGUUUCCCAAUAAUUACAUAGAUUUUUUUCAUUCUUCCUAUUGUGUCCAUUGGCUAUCACAAGCACCAAAAUAUUCAACCAAGAAAGCAGAACCACUCAUCAAGGGUAAUAUCUGCAUAACAAGAAUGAGCCCUCCAUCAGUGUAUGAGGUAUAUGUUGAGCAAUUUGGAAGAGAUUUCAAGAAUUUUCUAAGGUCACGCUCCGAUGAACUAGCUAUGCAUGGUGUGAUGGUACUAACUUUAAUUGGGAGAGAAAAAAAUGGUGAAAUUACUUCUUAUGAGGCACUAGGCAUGGUACUCGACGAGAUGGUCCAAGAGGGUUUAGUUGAAGAAGCAAAAUUGGACAUGUUUAAUUUGCCUCUAUAUCAUCCUACUAUAGAGGAAGUGAAACAAAUGAUCGAGGCAGAAGGAUCUUUUACCCUUCAAACACUGAAGACAUUUAAAAUCGGUUGGGAUGCAAACCUACAAGAAGAUAUUGUUGAUUAUGUCGUUGAUAGCAAUAUGAGAGGAGAGUUCAUAGCCAAGUAUCACAGAGCUUGUUUUGAAUCUCUUUUAAUAGCUGAGUUUGGUGAAAAUGUCAUGGAUGAAUUAUUCUCAAGGUUUGCAAAGCUAAUUGCACAAUUCAUUGAGAUAAAGUCACCAGAUUUUUUCAAUAUUGUGUUGUUUAUGAAUAAGUGUCCUUAAACAAGGUCGAUGGAUAUUGCAACAUUAAUAUGAAUUAGAAUAAGGGAUAAAGAUAUUUCCCAGGCAUCAAAGAAUAAGGAAUAAAAGUACUACUUGGUUAGGUAAGUGUUGUCCAAGUGAAAAUUCUCUCAAUGUUGGAGAAUAUCUUAUUCAACAAGAAAGAUUUCAAUGUGAAAUCAUUAGAAUGUGAAUGUCAAUGUGAAAUCCGUUAUACUUAUUUUCAUCUCCUUCAACAUAUUUGG
Messenger RNA from Medicago truncatula (barrel medic), 1365 nucleotides. Its product is annotated as probable caffeine synthase MTL2. Lineage: Eukaryota; Viridiplantae; Streptophyta; Magnoliopsida; Fabales; Fabaceae. Gene Ontology annotation, molecular function: methyltransferase activity. The transcript has 4 exons. The coding region runs from base 26 to 1123 and encodes 365 amino acids. The record is from RefSeq and is a predicted model, not a curated record.